AUGGGCCCCAGGGGAGAGUUUGGCUACAGGGGGCCCCCCAGAGCGAAGUCUAAGAAAGAUCGGGUCCUUGCUGCUGCAGCAGCAGCAGCAGCAGCAACGACAGCAGCAGCAGCAGCAGCAGACUCUGCCGAUGCUGCAGCAAAGAAGAAAGCUAGUAGGGCAAAUGGGGUUGAGAGCAGCAGCACUACAGGGGGCCUGCCUCAAAAGAAAAGGAAAGUUCAGCAGCAGCAGCAGCAGCAAGAAGAAGAAGAAGAAGAAGAGCAGCAGCAGCAAGAGCAGCAGGAACAGCAACGCGAGCAGCAGCAACCCCAAGCAGCAGACGAAGAACAGAGCGAAGCAGGCUCCAUAGAGCCGAACAGCAGCGCGCAGCAGCAACAGCAGCAGCGGCAGAAGCAACAACAGCAGCAGCAGCAACUGAGGCUACCCGAUUGGACAGAUCGGUAUAUCCUUGUCCCUGAUGCAUCCGACUCCAACCCUGAAGCAUCUGCUGCACUGCUGCAGCAACUUCAUCCUGCUGCUGCUGCUGCCUUCCGCAGACUCAUAGGAAACACCUUCUUCCCCAUUCAGUUGGCGGUGAUACCGCAUUUGCUGCGUCUUCUUGAGCUCCCCUUCGGCUCCCCCCAGGCCAGCGACGUCUGCGUGCACGCAGCCACAGGGGAGGGAAAGACCCUUUGCUAUGCGCUGCCGCUCAUCAGCCACCUCUUCAAUUCAGUGGUGCCUCGUUUGCGGUGCGUGGUGUUAACGCCGACGCGAGAGCUGGCGCUGCAAGUGGCGUCUGUCUUUAACUGCCUGGCAGGGGAUCGGGAUCGGGAUCGGGAUCGUGUGGGGAAUCGUGUGGGGUGUCGAGAUGGGGAUCGGGAUCGGGGAGCAGACGAUCCCAGGGCUUUGCGGGUCGUUUGUCUGGCGGGAGAGACGGCUUCUGCCAAGCGGCUCAAGCCAGCAGCAGCCCCCGCUGCUGCAGCAGCAGCAACUGCAGCAACAGCAGCAGCAGCAGAGGCAGCAGCAGACGUUAUUGUCUGUACACCCGGAAGAUUUGUUGACGCAGCGCAGGUGUACAUACACCACAGAAAGAGGGGCAUCAAGGGACGGGGGCCUUCGUUUGAAGCCCUUCAGUGGCUGGUACUAGAUGAAGCGGAUCGACUCCUCAGACAGUCAUAUCAUGGUUGGCUGGAUGUCUCGCGCCUGCUCGCUGCUCUGAGGGAAUCACCUCAAAGGGGGGGCCCCCAGGGGGGCCCCCAGUUUGAAUUGAAUUGCCUGCUGCAGCUGCCGCCAGUUCGGAAGAUCCUUGUGUCUGCAACAAUGACUCGAAACCCAAAGGCGCUGCACGACCUGCAGCUGUACAAACCCCUCUUCUUCUUCUCCUCACCGACGGGCUCUGCUAUUACCCCUUCGCGGCUGCAGCAGAAGUAUGUGCUAUGCCGAGCAGAGAGGAAACCCCUCGUGCUCAUCGCGCUGCUCUAUCAACUCGCCAACGCAGCAGCAGCAGCAGCAGCAGCAACAGCAGCAGCAGGAGCAGCAGAAGGGGUUUCUACCAAGUGUGGGGCCCUUCGCGUUGCUGUCUUCUGUGGCUCGCGGGGCGCAGCACAUCGGCUGUCGCGGCUGCUGCAGCUGCACUUCUUGUCCAGUGAAAGGUUAGCCCUCAAACCCUAA
Messenger RNA from Eimeria acervulina, 1650 nucleotides. Its product is annotated as helicase, putative. The record is from RefSeq and is a predicted model, not a curated record. The transcript has 8 exons. NCBI's taxonomy places the organism in Eukaryota, Apicomplexa, Conoidasida, Eucoccidiorida, Eimeriidae. Gene Ontology annotation, molecular function: nucleic acid binding; ATP binding. Gene Ontology annotation, cellular component: nucleus. The coding region runs from base 1 to 1650 and encodes 549 amino acids.